AUGUCGUUUUCACGAGUUCCCACCAUUGCCCUGGACUUCUACAGAGUCCUCGAGCUUCCCGAGCGCUUGGAGUCCUCCCUAAGCAAGGAGGAGAUUAAGGAGCGAGUGAAGGCAGCCUAUUUCCGGGCCUUGUUGAAGCACCACCCUGACCGUGCCCAACUCAUUGCCAAUCGCAUCAACGAUGGCACUGACAGUUCUUCUGAAGCCUCCAACGUCACUGGAAGCAAUGUGAGCAAUGUAGCCUCGGCCAUCGUCGGCGAGCCUACCUGGACCGUGGACCAGAUUACCACGGCAUACAAGACUCUGAAGGAUCACCACCUGCGGGUCGAGUAUGAUUCUCGUCGUCGCCUAGACAGCCUCAACCAGCAGGUUGAACUCCGCAUCGCUGAUGAAUUCUUCGAUGGCACUGAUAUCAUCCACCUCGAUGAUAUGAUUUGCGACGAGGCUCUUGAUCUCCAGGACCAUGUCCAGUGGUUCUUUUAUCCCUGUCGCUGUGGCGAUUCCCGGGGUUACAUUGUUUCCGAGUGGGAUUUGCAGGAGGAGUUGGAGGUCGAUCCUGAACUCAGUGAUAUCAUUGUCCCCUGCCGUACUUGCAGUCUUUUCGUCAAGGUUCAUCUGGAUUAUGACUCCUCUCCUGAAACUACUAUUGAAGAGGAGAAUAAGGAGAAGGAGAAGAAGGAGGAGGUUCAAGAACAGUAG
This is a messenger RNA of Penicillium taxi, 699 nucleotides long. Its product is annotated as Heat shock protein DnaJ N-terminal. The record is from RefSeq and is a predicted model, not a curated record. Gene Ontology annotation, molecular function: metal ion binding. Gene Ontology annotation, biological process: protein histidyl modification to diphthamide. The transcript has a single exon. Lineage: Eukaryota; Fungi; Ascomycota; Eurotiomycetes; Eurotiales; Aspergillaceae. Bases 1 to 699 code for a protein of 232 amino acids.